Messenger RNA from Glycine soja, 408 nucleotides. RefSeq names its product probable protein phosphatase 2C 27. NCBI's taxonomy places the organism in Eukaryota, Viridiplantae, Streptophyta, Magnoliopsida, Fabales, Fabaceae. Bases 1 to 408 code for a protein of 135 amino acids. The transcript has a single exon. Gene Ontology annotation, biological process: protein dephosphorylation. The record is from RefSeq and is a predicted model, not a curated record. Gene Ontology annotation, molecular function: protein serine/threonine phosphatase activity.
AUGUCCAAAGAUCACAGGCCAUUAUGCAUUAAGGAAAGAAAGAGGAUAAAGUCUCUAGGUGGAUACAUAGAUAAUGGUUACUUGAACAGCCAGUUAGGUGUGACUCAUGCACUAGGCAACUGGAAUCUCCAAGGAAUGAAGGAAAUUAAUGGAAUGGGUGGACCAUUUAGUGCUGAGUCUAAACUUAAGUUAAUCACAUUGACAAAAGAAGAUGAAUUUUUCAUAAUUGGGAGUGAUGGGAUCUGGGAUGUUUUUCACAGCCAAAAUGCCAUACACUUUGCUCGAAGGAGUCUUCAAGAGCAUAACGAUGUGAAGCAGUGUUGCGAGGAGGUGAUAGGGGAAGCAAUAAAGAGAGGAGCAACAGACAACUUAACAGUGGUGAUGAUAUCAUUGACUAAGACUGUUUAG